Molecule: messenger RNA, 1432 nt
Organism: Mus pahari (shrew mouse)
Lineage: Eukaryota; Metazoa; Chordata; Mammalia; Rodentia; Muridae
Gene: Ppid
Product: peptidylprolyl isomerase D
Exons: 9
Coding region: 85-1101 (338 amino acids)
Biological process (GO): protein peptidyl-prolyl isomerization; protein folding
Molecular function (GO): peptidyl-prolyl cis-trans isomerase activity; protein binding
Source: RefSeq, a predicted model, not a curated record
GUUAUAACGUAGAGGUGCAGUGGCGUUUGAUCCCGUCUCGCGCACGAGGUCCCCGGGUCCCGCUUCCCAGCGCCUGCAGCGAAGAUGUCCCACCCGUCCCCGGCAGCCAAGCCUUCCAACUCCAAGAAUCCGCGAGUCUUCUUUGACGUGGACAUCGGCGGGGAGCGAGUUGGACGAAUUGUUUUAGAAUUGUUCGCAGAUAUUGUUCCCAAAACUGCAGAAAAUUUUCGUGCGUUGUGUACAGGAGAAAAAGGAACUGGGCCCACGACUGGGAAGCCUCUGCAUUUUAAAGGAUGCCCUUUCCACCGAAUUAUUAAGAAAUUUAUGAUUCAGGGUGGAGACUUCUCAAAUCAGAAUGGGACAGGUGGCGAAAGUAUUUAUGGUGAAAAAUUUGAAGAUGAAAAUUUUCAUUAUAAGCAUGAUCGGGAGGGUUUGCUGAGCAUGGCAAAUGCAGGCCCCAAUACGAAUGGUUCUCAGUUCUUUAUCACAACAGUUCCAACUCCUCAUUUGGAUGGGAAACAUGUGGUAUUUGGUCAAGUCAUAAAAGGACUAGGUGUGGCAAGGAUGCUUGAAAAUGUAGAAGUGAAUGGUGAAAAACCUGCUAAACUCUGUGUAAUUGCAGAAUGUGGAGAACUGAAAGAAGGGGAUGACUGGGGAAUAUUCCCCAAAGAUGGCUCUGGUGAUAGUCAUCCAGACUUCCCCGAGGAUGCAGAUAUAGAUUUAAAAGAUGUAGAUAAAAUUUUAUUAAUAUCCGAAGACUUAAAAAACAUUGGAAAUACUUUUUUCAAGUCUCAGAACUGGGAGAUGGCUAUUAAAAAGUAUGCAAAGGUUUUAAGGUAUGUGGAUAGUUCAAAGGCUGUUAUUGAGAAAGCAGAUAGAUCCAGACUGCAACCUAUAGCCUUAAGUUGUGUGCUGAAUAUUGGUGCUUGUAAGCUGAAGAUGUCAAAUUGGCAGGGGGCAAUUGACAGUUGCUUAGAGGCUCUUGAAAUGGACCCUUCAAAUACUAAAGCACUGUACCGAAAAGCACAAGGAUGGCAAGGAUUGAAAGAAUAUGAUCAAGCAUUGCUAUCCAGGCGGAAUUGCUUAAAGUCAAACAAAUGAUAAAGGCACAGAAAGAUAAAGAGAAGGCUGUGUAUGCAAAAAUGUUUGCUUAAUAAUGAUUAAACUCUCUUUAACUAUUAUACAUUGAUUAUAUAAAGGACAAUGUCUAUUACUGUCUCCACGAACCCUGAUGUGUUUCCCUUGAUCUUUGUCAUUGUUUACAUAGCAGUGCUGACAUGGGUUCCUUCCUAAUAAAGAGUUAAAAGAUACAGUGAUCUCAUUUUAAAAUGUUCCUGUCUUCAUUUUCACCAAGAGUGGUAUCUGGCCAGUGUUUAAACGCUAACUCUCACUAAAUUUUAUGCUUUGUGGGUGGUCUAGCCCAGCAGUUCUC